Molecule: messenger RNA, 3501 nt
Organism: Xiphias gladius (swordfish)
Lineage: Eukaryota; Metazoa; Chordata; Actinopteri; Istiophoriformes; Xiphiidae
Gene: rnf214
Product: ring finger protein 214
Exons: 6
Coding region: 518-2086 (522 amino acids)
Molecular function (GO): ubiquitin-protein transferase activity
Source: RefSeq, a predicted model, not a curated record
GGUCCUUCCAGGGCCCCCUCGACUCCGACCGACGAGCGCCUCAGCCUUGUGCGCGGCAGACCUCGGUAUUUCCAAGCAGGGAGCGUCCAGCCGCAGCCUGCUCUUCCCCAGCGGCCGUUGGCCGGAGCACAACGGCCGUGGCCCGCUGGGCUCCCUCCGCAGAGAGGAGAGCGGCCGAACUAGCGCCCUGACGUUCACGUCGGCCCAGAUUUAGGGGAACCUCGCCCACGCGUCACAACAGGGGAGCCCGCUAAAUGAAACACAACGGGCCCCCGCGGACUCGGUGGGACGCGACGGUGCGAGCGCCCGCUCAAUCAGAAUCCGACCCAGUAACGCGUCCCUGCGGGAACAACCCCCCUCGUUGAGCCUGUAAUGUUCAGUUUUGUUGCAGCCGAGUGACAGAGAUGAUGAUUCGACUCCAGGCCUUUUUUUUUCAGACCUGUCCGUUCAGACCGACUGCACGACCAAAGACUCGGGCGUCAACACGGAGCCGGACUGGGAGAGUCGGGUCUUGGCCAUGUUGGAGUACAGCUCCAGCCUGUCGGAGCAGUACGGCCGUCUGAUGAAGAAGCAGGACGAGGAGGAGGUGGCACACAAAAAACACAAACAACAACUGCAGAAGAAGAAGGAGGAGGCCACCUGCCAGCACCAGGCUCUUCUGGACAAACUGGAGUCUCUGCGAGUUAAACUACAGCUGAACAACUCCAAGGCCGCCAGGAAGAACUUCUUAGCCAAAAAACAAGAAAUGACCUCAGAGAAGAACAGAGCAGAGGAGGAGAGGAACAGGCUGGCCAAGGAGCUGGAGGAGAGCCAGAGGAAGCUGACGGCGCUCACAGAGGAGCAGAGCGAGGAGCAGCGGAGGUGGCAGGAGGAGCUGGAGGAGCUGAGGCAGGAGAUGGAGCGAGCGAGGAAGGAGGCGCAGGAGGCCGAGCUGCUGGCCUCGCAGGAAGAGAGAGCCGCCGUGGAAAAGCAGAGGGACGUCGCCAUGACUCGCAUCGCGGCCUGGCUGAGAGAGGUGGGACAGUACCUGAACGUUUUCCGGGUGGAGUUCCCUCAGCAGUACCCUCACGAGAGGCUGAAGUGGGAGAAGAAGGAAGGUCUGGUCCGGAGGAACCAGGCUGAGCUCCAGAGCCGCUUCCAGGAGGUUCUGCAGCAGCUCCAGCAGGGUAAAGAUUUAGAGUCCCUCCCCAGGAUCAAUGUGCCGUCUCUGCCGCAGGUCCCCAUGGCUGACCUGAGAUUCAGUCAGGUGAUGCAGUCACUGGUUCAACCGCAGUUCGUGCCCCGACCCCUCCCUGCACAGAGACACCCAUACUAUUACCAGGAACAGUACCAGCCCCCGCGCCGCCCCCAGUACCGUCAGCGCUACCCCCACCCACGACCCCACCCGCCGCCCGAACACUACUUCCAGCCCCCACCACCACCGCCACCGCAGUACCAGCCUCCACACCAGUUCCAACCUCUCCAACCGCCCCAGCCUCAGUUCCAGCCCCACAUCCGGGCACCAGUGAGGGUGACUCCCCCUCCCAGUCUCUCUCCGUCCCCUCCUGUUCAGCCCAUCCACCCUGUCGUUCCUUCCCCACCUCCCCCCAGUGCUGCGGCUGCUGCUGCUGCUGCCGCCGCCGCCACCUCCGCCCCGGCCGGCAAACUAGACAAAGUCCUGGAGAAGCUCGGGACUCGGUUCCCACAAUGCAACAGGGCUCAGCUGACGUCGCUGCUCCAGCAGGUGAAGAGCUCCCGCGGCACCUUAGCUGGCAUGUCCAUGGAGGAGGUCAUCGAUCAGGUCGGCCUCAAGCUGGCACAGAACGAGAGGUUGGCCCUGGGGCCCAUCGGCCGGCCCAUGCCCCCAGGCCCUAUCCAGAGACCGACCCCUUCCCCGCAGAGACGCGGGGCAGCAGCAACAGCGGCAGCAGCACCAGGUGGAGGUCCGGGUGUCGGGGCCCGUAAACUCUGCCUGAUGUGCCAGAACCCCGUGGAUCCAGAAAGCCGCCACCCGCUGAGCUGCUCCCACACCAUCCACAAAGACUGCAUCCGAAUGUGGCUGCAGUCCAGCAAGAACAACUCCUGUCCCUUCUGCCUGGGGAAGUGAAGGAGAAAACCAGGUGGUGAGACCUCAGCCGGGACUCCAAUCAGCUGUUGGAUCUCUGGAUGUACAUCUGUUCAGUUCUCCAUCAGCCGCUUGUGUAAAAACUGAGCCAGAAGUGUGUUUUCAGCAGAUGUGCAACCAGCAAUAAGGGUCUUUGAAGAAAAGUAAGCUAGUGAAAUCUGUAGGCCUCUGGAUAAACGGGUGCACUUGCUGUAUGAUUUACCAUGUUACAGCAUCAGAGAGCAUGCUAGCAGCACGCUAAUGUUAGCCCGGCAACACGCUAAUUAGUGCUGGGCAUCUUUUGGAGUUCUUUGGGACCAGUAUUGCCAAGGCAACACCUUCGCCACCGGCACUGGUGCUGAUGCCACUUCAGUUUUAUUAUAGAAACAUGAUGUUUUACUAUCACAGUGUCAAUCAUCUGUAAAUCUCUCUGAACUGCACUAAGCUUUACGGAAGGAGCCAAAUAAAGAAAGUUUGAUUGAUAAAAUUGUCAUGGUUUAGAUUACAAAGUAUAUGAUCAAGGAAUAAAUAAAAAGUAAAGUGUUUGGAUAGUAAUAAAAUAGAACUGGAUUUUAUGGGUCCUGUAUUUUUCAGCUGAUUUCAAGGAAACAUUCCUCACAAUCUCCCAAGUAUUAGCUGGUAUUUAGCUGAUUAUUACAGACUUUGGUACUAAUCGUAAGAAAUGAUGUCGUAGUUAAGUGAGAAAUAGUUCAUAAACAGGCGUCAGUGUCACUUUCCUGAAAAGAAGAACAAAAAUCCUUAAUUGUUAAUUAGACAGAAAAUGUUCCGCAUGAAUCCUCGUCACUUUGAAACACAAAACUAAGGAAUUUCCGCUGCAGCUGAAAACCAACAUCCAUUAAGUUAAUAUUUACCGAUCAAGCGGAUCUAUAAUGUGUGGCAGCUCAAAGUCAUGAAGAAUUGAAAUUAGGAAGAUUUAUAUCUUCACUGACCUGCCACAUCACUUACUAAUUGUUUUUUGUUUUUUUCUUUAAAAGUCAAAUAUAUUGCACAGGUACUGAAUGACUGUAGGAACCAACACUUUCUCAGUUUCCGUUAAAAUUGUUUCUGACUUUCUUGGAAAUAUCCUAAUAAUUAACCGCCAAAUACCAGCUCAUUUUUGGGGAAAUUGUGAGGAAAGUUUCCAGGAAAUUAGCAGGAAAAUCCGGACCCAUGAAAUGAAGCGUUACCCUCCCAAUAACUGAACCGACAUGGUGGAGCAGACUGAACUGAAUUGUGGGACACACUUAGCUCUGAAUACCACGUAAGACUGAUAUUGAUCUUCUCAUCUCAUUCUUGAAAAAAAAAAAAAAAAGGAAAUUUUUAAUUUAACGUGAAACUUAAAGAUUUGAGGUUGUAUUAAUGGUAAACAUCAGAAAAUAGGAGGCUUCUUACUAAAAGAUCAAACCAGAAAUGACAAA